Molecule: messenger RNA, 771 nt
Organism: Ostreobium quekettii
Lineage: Eukaryota; Viridiplantae; Chlorophyta; Ulvophyceae; Bryopsidales; Ostreobiaceae
Source: the annotation of a GenBank genome assembly
AUGAUCAACAAUUACAAGACACUGCAGGCAUUCUUCACGAAGAAGGGCAUUGAGAAGAGUGUGCAAGUGAACAAGCUCAUAAAGGGCCGGCCAUUGGACAACAUGGAGUUCAUGCAGUGGAUGAAGUCGUUCUUUGACAGAGAAACGGGGGGCAUGGGCGUCCCUGAGGACUAUGAUCCUGUUGGCAGGAGGAUGGUUUGCAAGACGGGCGACUUCAAAGGGCCCAAUGGCACUGCUGGGGGGCGACCCUCCAGUGCAACCAAGCGAGCCACACCCACAGGUUUGUCCAACAAGCCAACGUCCGCCAGGGUGAGAAAGCCCACUACUCUGACAAAGAGACCGGCAUCUGGCUCUUCAGGCAAGGCGACGCCACCACCAGCAGCUGCAGCCAGGCCGGCUGCGGGGGAUGAUUGUGGAGAGGCAAAGCCAGAUCAUGGGGACAGCGCUGCUUAUAGUGCUGAGCUGGCUGCCAGGGAAGAAGAGAUUAAAGAACUGACAGCCCAGGUCAACGAGCUGCGGCUUCAGGCAGAAGAAUCCCUGCGGGAGCGAGAGUUUUACUAUGGGAAGCUGAGGGAGAUUGAGAUCCUGUGCCAAACACCCAAUAUCAGUGAUAACCCGAUGAUCAAGGUUGUUGAGCAGGUCUUGUACGCCCCCAAUGAAGAGCAAGCAAGGGAGAUUGUCCGCCAGACACAAAUGGAAUAUGCUGGCCAGGUUUAUGUUGAUGCCGAGGAGCAAAAUGGUGCCGGCGAGGGCCAGGAAAAUGGAGGGUAG